This is a messenger RNA of Colletotrichum aenigma, 666 nucleotides long. It is a transcript of the gene ccg-6-1, whose product is annotated as Clock-controlled protein 6. Lineage: Eukaryota; Fungi; Ascomycota; Sordariomycetes; Glomerellales; Glomerellaceae. Gene Ontology annotation, cellular component: fungal-type cell wall. Bases 1 to 666 code for a protein of 221 amino acids. Gene Ontology annotation, molecular function: structural constituent of cell wall. Gene Ontology annotation, biological process: fungal-type cell wall organization. The transcript has 3 exons. The record is from RefSeq and is a predicted model, not a curated record.
AUGAAGUCCAUGCAGAUACUCGCGCCCGCCGCUGGGUUCUUCGCCGUCGCCAAUGCCUGGGGGACUGACAUCCACACUUCCUACACCACGAUCGUCACUACGGCCUACGAGACGUAUUGCCCUUCUCCUACAACGUUUGUCCACCAUAAUGUGACUUACACCGUAACGACCGCAACGACUCUCACGAUCACCAACUGCCCCUGCACCAUCACAACUCACCAACCACCCCCUUACACGACGACAAAGACCCUCCCCCCUCCCCCUCCUCACGCAAACACGACCACGACCUCCUGCCCGCCCGACCAAACGACCAUCGUAACCAGCACAAAGACCCCCAAGCCCCCUCAUCCAACCUACCACAACACUACCAUCCUCACGCACACCCCUAAGCCUCCUCACAGCCACUCGCCCAAGCCCCCUCACCACAACGGCACCACCUCCACGACCGUCAUCGUCGUUACCCCUCCCGCGGAGACGACCCUCGCCGGCGUAACCCCCGUCGCACCGCCCCAGCUCACCACCACGAAGCCAGACUCGCCGCCCACAAACACCCCCGUGGGCCCCACGACUACACGCCCCGUCACCGUUCCCGGCAGCGGAGCGGAGCAUCUCGGCGCCGGCCUCGGCGCGGUCGCCCUCGCGGGUCUCUUUGCUCUGCUCAUCUAA